CCCGGACCCAAGCUCCCGCCCAUCGCGGACCGCAACCUGUCCAUCUCGCGCGACCAUGUCGUCCUCAUCGGGGCGCGUCCGCAACGGGGCAGCAUAGGCUGCAUCACGGCUGACCGUGCGUUCAGGCAUAUCACGAUCAACGACCUCCCCGUCGGCCGCUCGGUCGAGGAGACGACCCGGCUCGUGAAGGCGUUCCGGUCCACCGACGAGCACGGUGAGGUUUGCCCCACGAAUUGUAGCGAGGGCGCGAAGACGAAGAAGGCGGACCCGACGGGCUCGCUCGAGUGCUUUGCGACCGCCGAGAACGGGAAUGGGAGCAAGAAACGCACC
Epithele typhae is the source of this 330-nucleotide messenger RNA. RefSeq lists its product as uncharacterized. Gene Ontology annotation, biological process: cellular response to stress; response to oxidative stress; hydrogen peroxide catabolic process. Lineage: Eukaryota; Fungi; Basidiomycota; Agaricomycetes; Polyporales; Epitheliaceae. Gene Ontology annotation, cellular component: cytosol. The annotation marks the transcript as partial. The record is from RefSeq and is a predicted model, not a curated record. Gene Ontology annotation, molecular function: thioredoxin peroxidase activity. The transcript is spliced from 3 exons.